GUUUUGCGGGGUCUCCUUGCCAACCGGCUCCCCAACAAUGGUUUCUACAAAGAAGUGUUUAUGGAGAUCGUCGGGGAGAAGUCUCGUCACUCGCUGCAGGAAAACUUGCAUCUGAUCAAAUCACCUGUGCAGGUCAUCUGGGGGAAGGAGGACCAGGUGGUGGACGUGUCGGGGUCAGCGGUGCUGCAGGCGGCGCUGCCAAGCUGCCAGGUGACGGUGUUGGAGAACUGUGGUCACUCUGUGGCGUUGGAGCGGCCCAGAAAAGCCGCCACGCUCAUUGUGGACUUCCUGCGCAAACAGGAAGUCAACGGUGAAAACACUAAAAAACUUUCCUGAAGAAAACUUUUGAACCCUGUGACGGCUGAUGACAGAGAGGAGAAUGAAGGAGAUGUUGAGGAUGAAGUAAAAGGUGAAGAAAACAAUGAUAAUCUUUUAUAGUUUGAUAAAAGCGUUUUUUACGACAGAGUUUACACCUGAAAAUUGAUAAACGCACAAAAGUUGGAAGGACUGUUAAAUUUUCCUGAAGUUUUUAGACACAGCGCCUUACAGGAAGCUGCAGUCACUGUUUCCAGUGUUAAUGUUCAAUGAAAACAUUCCACGUUUGGAUUUUGCACUUUUCUCUGCAGAAAAAUUGUAUUUCAAUUUCCUGUUUCAUGUGAAUGUCAGGCAUUUGU
Molecule: messenger RNA, 674 nt
Organism: Plectropomus leopardus (leopard coralgrouper)
Lineage: Eukaryota; Metazoa; Chordata; Actinopteri; Perciformes; Serranidae
Source: RefSeq, a predicted model, not a curated record